AUGGCCUCAUCCUCAAAGCCCCCGAGCUUCCUACUCUACACUUGCAUAGCCCACCGCACCACAAUCCUCGCAGAGCACUCCUCCCCGGGAACUUCCUCAACAUCCGCCUCCUCUCUCGCCUCCAUUAUUCUCCCCAAAAUCACGCACGAAAAAUCGCAAAAGCUUACCUACACCCAUGAACGCCUCUUCGUGCACUAUAUCGCCGACUCGCCCACGGGGGCGAGCGACGAUUCCAGCUCCCGCCAGGAACCCAACUCCUACGCUCCGCUAAGCUACAUCGUAGUCGCGACCGCCGAACAGGGCCGUCGCAUCCCAUUCGCUUUUCUUCUCGAAAUGAAACGCAAGUUUCUAUCCACCUACCCACCCUCCAGCACUGAUUUCGCCGCCCUCCCGGCCUACGGCUGCGCCGCGUUCAACAACGAACUACGCUCCUUACUCCAGACGUAUAAUACCGCCCCGCCGUCGGACUCGCUCGCCUCAGCCCGCAGAGAAAUCGAUAGUGUGAGAGAUAUCAUGACGGAGAAUAUCGAGCGGGUGCUGGAGCGCGGGGAGAGGAUUGAUCUGCUGGUUGAUAAGACAGAUCGAUUGGGUGGGAGUGCGCACGAUUUUCGCAUUCGGAGUCGGGGUUUAAGGAGGCGGAUGUGGUGGAAGAAUAUCAAGUUGAUGGUGCUUUUGGGGGUGGUGAUUGUUUUCCUACUGUAUCUGUUCAUUGGGAUAGGGUGUGGACUACCGGCUUGGGGGAAGUGUGUUGGUCAUAAUGAGUGA
Aspergillus bombycis is the source of this 765-nucleotide messenger RNA. RefSeq names its product synaptobrevin family protein. The transcript is spliced from 2 exons. NCBI's taxonomy places the organism in Eukaryota, Fungi, Ascomycota, Eurotiomycetes, Eurotiales, Aspergillaceae. The record is from RefSeq and is a predicted model, not a curated record. Gene Ontology annotation, biological process: vesicle-mediated transport. The coding region runs from base 1 to 765 and encodes 254 amino acids. Gene Ontology annotation, cellular component: membrane.